Toxorhynchites rutilus septentrionalis is the source of this 5526-nucleotide messenger RNA. RefSeq names its product ras-related and estrogen-regulated growth inhibitor-like. The record is from RefSeq and is a predicted model, not a curated record. Gene Ontology annotation, molecular function: GTPase activity; GTP binding. Lineage: Eukaryota; Metazoa; Arthropoda; Insecta; Diptera; Culicidae. The transcript has 6 exons. Bases 4541 to 5176 code for a protein of 211 amino acids.
ACGGGAGAUGAUAAAUUUUUGGAAUAGUACUAGUAAUAGCGCUAGAGAGUGUUAUUUUUUGUUUUUUAAUAUACUCGCUAAUUGGUUUCCAUUCGAUCAUCUGAAUCGAUCCAGUAGUUCAAAUGUUAUGAACUUAAUUUUUUUUUUAAAUAGGGAACAGCAUUUUUAGAGCCAGAUAAUGACGGGUGGGUAAUGUGGAGGACAUAGCCGGAGAGAUGGUUAUACCACUUACACCAAGGGCUUAAAAUUAAUAUAGGGUUGGGGAAAAAGAAAUGUCGUAUUUCUGAUCGAAAUCGGACGCUUUAUUUAACAGUAUGUUUAAUAAAAAUUAUUCUUAAAUUAUUCAAUUUAAGUCAAAUUCGCAAACUUGUUGCCAUUUAGAAGGCAACUUUAUUAUCCCCUCCUUAUUUGCAAAAAAAACUCAGACAGCCAGUUUUCGCAAGCCUCGUUUGAGGCCAACUUAGUAUCACCAAGAGCGUUUUGCAUGGACCGGAAGAGAUGAUAAUCAUUUGGAGCCUGGUCCGGACUAUACGGUGGGUGCAAUAGGACAUCCCAUCCGAGCUCCCGUACCUUCUGGCAAGUCAUCGAAGAUGUGUGAGGCCGAGCGUUGUCCUGGUGGAAAACAACACCAUUCCUAUUGAUCAUUUCUGGCCGCUUCUGGUCAAUCGCCUGCUUCAAAUGGUCAAGCUCACAUUAGAGAACCGAGUUGAGGGUCUGGCCAUAGUUGAGCAGCUCAUAGUGGAUGAUUCCCUUCCAAUCCCACCAAAAACACAGCAAAGCCUUCCUGGCCGUCAAUCCGGGCUUAGCGAUGGUUUGGGCCGGCACACCGCGCUUCGACCACGACUUUUUUUACUUUAGUUGUCGUAUGUAAUCCACUUUUCAUCACCAGUCACCAUCUUCUUCAAAAAUGGGUCGAGUUCGUUCCGUUUCAGCAGUGCAUCGCAGGCGUUGAUUCGGUCGAAAAGAUUUUUUUGCGUCAACUCGUGUGGAACCCAUACAUCCAGCUUUUUUUGGAAUCCAAUCUUCUGCAAAUGGUUCCAAACGGUUUUAUGGUCUAUACCCAGAUCCUGGCCAAUCGAGCGAGUGCUCACAUAGCGGUCUACUUGGAUGAUUUCAACGAUUUUAUCGGUUUCCACGACGAUUGACCUACCAGUACGGGGUGUAUUUAUCUUCGACAGCCACUACACCAGAACGAAAUCGAUCAAACCAACGCUUUGCUGUGCGUAUCGAUACAGUAUCGGGUCCAUAAACUACACGAUUUUUUUCGGCCAACUUCGUUGCAUUUUCAACUCGCAGGUAGUAAACACGUUAAAUAUGGCGAAUUUCUUGCUUGGUGGACUCCAUCUUUGACACGCUAUAACUUGAUACUGAAAUGGACAAUCACAACACUGUCAAAACGACACUUGUAGCAAAGAGUGUCGUCUUUAAAUAGCCGUAUAGUAUGACCCGAUGCGAUAAGUACAACACAAGAUAUGUUUAAGUGUUGCCAUAUAUUGACAAUAUACGAUUUUUUUCCCCAACCCAAUAUAACAAGUAACAUAAUCUCGACCCGUGAUUACAUCAUGAUGAUGUCGUUCGUAUCUCGAAUCUCAUCUUGUUCGAAGAUAUUUAAAAUCAACAUACAACAAAUAUCGUAACGUAUUCCUACGUCAACCAUGUGGUCCUGAUUCGGAUACAACCCUACAACUUUCUUGGUUUUCAAAAAAGAAACAUAAAACAGAAAAUAAAAACAAACUUCGAUUUUUUCUCCACAAAAGUAAGGAAUGUCCACGUGGACAAAGAAGGGAGGGGUAUAAGGAAUGUCCACGUUUGUUCAUGGAAGGGGAGGGGGGUGUUUGGAAUCGUGCUUUUUCUGUCCACGUGGUAUGUGGACAGUCCGAAAUGUUACGAUUCAUAAAAACAGAAAUUAAAAAAUCCGAAAUUUUAUAAUUUUUGGCAACUCUGGCAUCUUCAUGUCAUGGCUUCGUUUUUGGACGACGAAGAAGAGUAAGUAGCCAGUUAUCUUAGAUCAAAACAAUUCGCCAGACUUCGAACAAAACACUACUGAACUUUAGAGAUGUGCAUUUUUUGCGAAGCAAAAUAUAUUUUUUUGAGUUGAGACGGAGAAGAUAGCAGGGUGAAAGCAGAGUGAAAGAUUGAACCUAAAGGUAACGAGUUCAAUUCUCGCUCGCGACAUUUUACCGAAAUGGAAGUAAAAGUAACAAUCAUACUCAUCGCCCCUCUGGAGCGCUUAUUCAAUAAUCGUUGGUGCGCUCUAAAUAAACUUUUUUUAGUUUCAAUGCAAAAUAAUAAAUCGAUGCUCGUCGCCAUCUAAAAAGUUUGUUCUGAUUGUUUAUCAUGACGUUUCACCUAUACACAUGCUAAAAUGAGUAAGGGAAGGUGGCCCUGAUCCGACCCCCUUUUUUGCAACGGCAUUUGAUCACAUGAAGUUUUAAUUUUUUGGCGACUUCGGCAUUGAAAUGAGUACUAUAACUAUAACUAAAACAUACGAGGUAUGGAUAUUAAAUAACGAGACUGUGCGCCUGGUGGGCGCCCUAGAGUGGUGGGGGGAAAAACGAAUAGUGCGUUCGGUAGCUUGGAGUGUCUGCUAUAAACGUACGAAAACACGUUUUUGCCACUAUAGUAGUUUGCGAGCAGCAGUGGUUUGAAUGGAACGUGGUUUGUAGUGCGCGUCGGAAAUCAUGUGUGACGAAAAACACGAACAACAACGCACCUGCCCAUAACGCGAUGUCGGUGAAGCAAUUUUUAGCCGAUAAGGGCAUUCCAGUGCUCGAACAUGCCCCGUACUCGCCAGAUCUAGCCCCACAAAAGCAGAGUUUCAGCACUGCUUCGAACAAUGGAAAAAACGUAUGAAAAGGUUUGUGAGGAGCCAAGGGGAGUAUAUUGAAGGGGAGCAUAUCGUUGUAACGUAAUCUGUAUAUAUAAAAAUGGAGUGAUGUCUGUCUGUCUGUCUGAUUCUUAUAGACUCGGAAACUACUGAACCGAUCGACAUGAAAAUUAGUAUGUAGGGGUUUUUGGGGCCGGGGAAGGUUUUCGUGAUAUUUUGAGACCCCUCCCCCCUCUCUAAGGGGGGGCUGCCAUACAAAUGAAACACAAAUUUCUGCAUUACUCGGAAAUUAACCAAGCAAACGAAACCAAAGUUGGCAUGUGAAAGUUUUAGGGUGCAAUAAAUGUUUCUAUGAUGGUUAGACAGUCCUUCCCCCACUCAAGGGGGGGGGGCUGCCAUACAAAUGAAACACAAAUUUCUGCAUUACUCGAGAAUUAAUCAAGCAAAUGAAACCAAAUUUGGCAUGUGGAGGUUUUAGGAUGCAAUAAAUGUUUCUAUGGUGAUAAGAUACUCCUUCCCCCUCUCUUAGAGGGGGCUGCCAUACAAAUGAAACACAAUUUUUUGCAUUACUCGGAAAUUAAUCAAUCAAACGAAACCAAAGUUGGCAUGUGAAAGUUUUAGGGUGCAAUAAAUGUUUCUAUGAUGGUUAGACAGUCCUUCCCCCACUCAAAGGGGGGUCUGCCAUACAAAUGAAACACAAAUUUCUGCAUUACUCGAGAAUUAAUCAAGCAAAUGAAACCAAAUUUGGCAUGUGGAGGUUUUAGGAUGCAAUAAAUGUUUCUAUGGUGUUAAGAUACUCCUUCCCCCUCUCUUAGAGGGGGCUGCCGUACAAAUGAAACACAAAUUUUUGAAUUACCCGAGAAUUAAUCAAGCAAAUUAAACCAAAUUAGGCAUAUGGAAACUUUAGGAUGCAAUGAAUGUUUCUAUGGUGGUUAGAUACCCCUCCCCCCUCUCUUAGGGGUGGCUGCCAUACAAAUAAAACACAAAUUUCUGCAUUACUCGAGAAUUAAUCAAGUAAAUGGGCGGGACGAAGUUUGCCGGGUUAGCUAGUUUUAAAAUAUAACCCUUUUUCCUAGCCAGUCUCGUUAUUAGCCAUACCUCGUAGUUUAGUUUUAUGCUGAUCAGUGUGGUUCAUUAAUGAUUAGAAGAGGGAAAACAGAGGCCAAAUCGGAAGUCCUUUUUUCGACACCUUCAAAAAUGAUAGUCCUAAGCCGAAUGGAAACAAGAACAGAAACAAACGGUCAACACGCGAACACAAACGCCCACACAUAGAACAAAAUCAACUGGUCAGAUUAGGACCAGUCUGACUCUUUUCAAUUAACGGCAUGCCGUGUACUACAGGUGACAGUUCUGCUCGAAUGAAAUAAAAACAACAGCCACCAACAACGGGGGUCACACUCUCCAUUCCAGCAGUAGCAGUUAGCAUAAUAAGCAAAGUAAUCACAUAAAAAACGAUAGCUUAUUAUGAAGCAGUAAAGCAAUAAGUGCGCAAAUGUGAGAAAAAUUACACUUCAUAAAGUCGAUAAAAAAACAGUCUGAAAGUUCAGCACGAGCGGCACGCGGCAGCUGCAGGAGAAAAAAAAGCUGCCCAAAUGUUUCUCCGGACAAGUGGAGGCAGUGGCAUCUAGCCAUCAUCCCACGUUCGCACCCCGCCGACAGAGGGAGCGAGGGCGCUCCCGUAGGCAAGCAAGCAAGCACCCGUGCACCUAGAAAAUGACUAAUUUAAACAAGCUCAAGGUGGUCGUCAUUGGCAGCUCCAAAGUGGGGAAAUCAGCCGUCACCGUGCGGUACCUUACCAAGCGCUACAUCGGCGAGUACAGCUCUUCGAGGGAUUUCCUCUACCGACAUAGCAUAAUCUACGACAAUGUCACUACGGAAGUAGAGAUCCUGGACACGUCUAAAUGUGAUAAACGAGGUUGUCUGUACGAGCAUCUCCGCUGGGGCGACGCAUUCGUCGUGGUGUACUCAAUCUGUGAUAAGGCUAGCUUCGAAGAGGCUGCCGACUACCUGCAACAGUUGACAAAACUCAAACUACCGUCGUACUACACCAUACUUCUGCUGGGCAACAAAAGCGAUCUUGACCAUGCGAGAGAGAUAUCUGUCAACGACGGUCAGGAGCUCUCCUUCCGGUACUCGUGCCAAUUCUACGAGGUCUCGGCCGCGGAGAACUUCGCCGGCGUUUCGCUAGCAUUCCAAUCACUGAUCCGGGAGGCCCGCUCGACGCAACUCUUUCGGGCGCUUCCGCUCCGGCGAAAACUGGGCGUCAACAGCGUGUCCAAAGCGUUGGGCAACAUUUUCGGCAAGAACAGUAAGGGCGAGCGCAAGAAGCGACCCUCGCUCAGUAUAUGACGUCCGUCCGAUCGAGUGACAUGAGCACACUUCAUAUUUUGCUAGACCAGAAGUGUCGUGGUGUAAAUAGUUAUGUACAACAAUAAGUUUGCAUAGGCAUAUCGUGUAUAAGGUGACGACCAUUACUGAGAUUCAGCUGUGGCAAUCAACGAUAAUGGUCGAUAGGUAGUAUUUGUAUAUAUCGAGUAAGCCUCGUCGGAUUAGGAUAUUUUAUAGCAGUAAUUUCCUACACCUUAAUAGGACACAGGUCGUUCCUACUUAACAGUUUAAGUGCGCGCACGAUUCCGAAUUGUUAUCCUGGAAGUACACAUCGUUCAGACAUAUGAAGUAAACGAAAUUCUAAAAAAUUU